AUGUCUUUCCGAACAUCAGGAAAUUUUACGGUAGCAACAAUCCUCAUGUUACUGGCAGGAGCUCAGUCUCAGGAGAGUGUAACUCUCUCCUCUCAGAGCCUCUGUGCUCUUACUGGAUCUGAAGUACAAAUCCCCUGCAAAUAUACAUCUAGUUCCUCCAGUGUCAGAGCGAGAGAGUGGUAUCAGGUCCAGAGAUCUGAUGGAGAACCACAAGACCUGAGCAAAGACCCUCAAUACUUAGGACGAGUUUCUAUAAGCACAUUGUGGAAUGACUGUACACUGAUAAUGUACAACGUGAAAGUAAGUGACUCUGGAGUUUAUAACUUCAGAUUUAGAACAUGGAGUAGUGAAUGGAUAUCUGCUUCAUCUGGACUUACUCUCACUGUUACAGACCUGCAGGUGAAGGUGGAUCCUGAGACUGUAGGACAGAGAGAGGUGAAACUCACCUGUAGCUCCACCUGCAGCUUCAGCAAGACCCCUCAGUACUACUGGUACAGGAAUGGACAGUACAGGUCAUAUAGAAAUGAUGCCUCCAUUAUGCUCCACUCCACCAGUGUAUCUGAUGAGGGCAGCUACUCCUGUAGUGUGUAUGGCAGCAGACAGCACUCUCCUGCAGUGUGUGUUCUGGGUAAACAGUGUUGGGGUGUGACUUACACUCCUAAACAUGUGUGUGCUCUGAAAGGCUCAUCUGUUGAUCUCUUCUGCUCUUAUAAAUACCCUGGAGGACACACAGUGACAGAAUCAUUCUGGUUCAUUACAGAGCAGCAGGUUGGUAUUGAACCUGUGGAUGUGAGAGUGGAAGAGGAGUAUGAGGGGAGAGUGCAGUAUAGACAGAGUUCCCAGAAUGACUGUAGUAUGACAAUCACUCACCUGAGAGAGAGUGACGCUCACACAUACAGGUUCAGAUUCCACACUGAUAGUACUGCGGGGAAAUACACUGGACGUCCUGGAGUAUCUCUCUCUGUCACAGAUCUGAAGAUUACAGUAUCAGACAGAAGUAGUCGAAAGCACCUGAUCUGCAGCUCCACCUGCACGCUGCCCAACAACCCCACCUACAUCUGGUACAGGAAUGGACAGCCUGUAUAUAACCAGAACACUAAUGGACUGUAUGUGUAUGACAGUAGUGAGGAUGCAGGCAGCUACUCCUGUGCUGUAAGAGGAUAUGAGGAGCUCCGCUCUCCUGCUGUCUACCCUCCCAGAGUCCCGUCUGUUACUGACCGUGUGUCUGGUGACUCGGUGAUACUGCUGUGCUACAGUGACUCCAACCCCAUCAGAACAAGUGGACGUUUCUACUGUGUGGUGCAGAAUCAAUUUGGAUCAUCUAACUCAUCAGAAUGGUCAUUUACUUCAGGGAACCCAGCUGGGACAUACGCAGCUUCUGGAGUCACUGUGGGUUUGUUUCUGACUCUCAUUGCUGUCUGUCUAUGGAUGAGGGGGCGAACCACAGCUGUCAGCAGCAGGAGUGAGGAGACCAGCGCAAAACAUGAUUCUACUCCUGUAGAUGAUAACUUUUCAGCCUUGGACAUGCCCUCUGACCCCACAAAUCACGACGUUCACUACUCCAACAUUAAUUUCACACGCUGCCACACACAGGAAGUAUCUCUCUACUCUACUGUCCAACUAACAAUGGCUCUUAGUCAAGAAGAAGAAGUCGAGUAUGCCAGAGUGAAUUUCUCUGCCUGCAAGGAUGAAACCCACAUCUACAGCACAAUCUCAAGAACAUGAGAAGAAAAUCCUCCACCAACCAUCAAUCUCCAGUCCUGCGUGAAAAUGAGAAAAGUGCCAGCAGUCUUCCACCUCCUCCAAACACAUAUGAAAUUGGUACAAACUACAUUUAAAAUCUUGCUGGUGAUUUUGAUUUAUUUUAGGGAUCAGUCAGGCAGGGUAUUAUUACCAACUGGACCAAGAUACACAUUAUAAAAUGUUUAUGACAUUAUAUUAUGUAUCAUUGAUUACAUUUAGCCACAGAUUGUUUACUACUGCAAGAAGGAUGGUUAGAAACUCUGCAUGUUAUAUACAUAUACAAACAUGUCAUAAACAUGUAUUUCAUGUCAUAGACAUGUAGAAUAAUAAUGAUACACCAGCCCACAGUAACAGGACAGACUUUAAUUCACUUCACUGCAUUCAAGGAUCUCGGUUCUCUUUGUAAUAUUACCACACAUGAAGAUGUUCUCUGCAGUGCAGUGACCAGUGUCUAAUGACCACUGUACAUACACAGUACUGCAUAAUUCACUGUCCAUGACAUUAUGAUGAUAUUUCCCUACCAUUGUUUCAUUCUCAUUGAUUAGUUUUUAGUACAAUAUGGUAUCUUGAGAGGUGACUGGCUAGAAUGAAUGUCCUUGAAGGUUUUAAUUUUAAUUAUUUAUUCAGACAAAUAUUUUUAACACAGCAUUCCCAGGUCACAGAGUAACAUUCCCAGGUCCCAGGUCACAGAGCAGGGGGUCUAAUAGCCUUCAUUCUUGAAUCCUGUACAACAAGUGACUGUUCCACUUAGAGUUGUUGGGUAGCUGAACACUGUACUUUAAAUUCAGAACGAGAGAUCUAAAUCGUCCUUUCACCCAGUCGGCCCUGGAAACAGAACUCAGCACAGAUGUAAUGGCACGAUCUACUCACUGGGUGGCAGCAGCGAUGUGAUAAGACCCUCAAAGCCGAUUGUGCAGAGCGUGCCCCAUAUGGAUAAGAUUUAACAUUUGCUUGUUUAUAUUACAGUACAUUUUCCAUGGCUACUCUGUAUUUGCACCGAAGGCAAAGUUACAUUAU
Electrophorus electricus (electric eel) is the source of this 2760-nucleotide messenger RNA. NCBI's taxonomy places the organism in Eukaryota, Metazoa, Chordata, Actinopteri, Gymnotiformes, Gymnotidae. The record is from RefSeq and is a predicted model, not a curated record.